AUGUUUAAUGGACGCAAGCCAUCAGGGUCUGGCAGUAACUGGUCCCAACCAAAAAUAUUUCCUCCUGGGACUGGGUCAUCAGAUUCCAGCUCUGCUCUCACAAUGGAAAAUGUGAAAAGGCUGGAAAAGGAGUACACGACUUCUGAAGAAGCCUUCAAUAAGCAGAGAAUACAAGAUUAUAUUAAGCAGACUAAUCUUGCUCUCUUCAACAACAAGACGACCAGGAAAACCAGCACAGAGGUUGUCUGGGAGGCAGAGUCUGAGGGACCCUCCUCGUCCUUUCCCGCAAACAGAAGUGAAAAUAGCAAAGAAGUUUGCUGGAAGACCUCUGAAAAAAUGUCAAGGAAAGAUAAGCUAUUAAGAGCACCAGCGACAGAUUCCCCGUCAACUCGGCUCACUGGCUCUAAGCCAAAGGAAUCCAAACAGCGUGUAGACGACUAUCCUGCCUCCUGCUGCAGCAUGGAGGAUGAGAUGACCCAGACAGAGUGGAGCUAUUCAGAUGAGUCCCUGGCUGCCAGAGAGGAUGGUAAGUUCAUUUAAAGCAGAGAGGAGAAGAGCUCAGAGCCUGUGGGUGGUGGGAGCAGCCCUAAGCCCACAGAAGGCAAAGCCGUGGAGGUCCUCUCCAGGGACACCAAGGUGUAUCCCGAGGCCAGAGAGAAAGAGGGGCCAGUUGAAGCCGAGGAAGAGGCAGCAGCGGAGGAUGGAGAGGAGAAUAACCAAGCAGGACUGUGUGAUAAAGCCGUGCAGCAGCCUGUCGAGCCUGCCCAAGCGAGUCCAAGGCCAGAGUCAGAUGAGGAGCCACUGUCCAUGGGAGGAGAGCAUGAGGAUGAUGGGACGGCAGCUGCCCUCUGCCCAGGCGAGGAGACCACUUGGAUGGAAAAGUCUGAAAAGUGCACCUUCUGCAGCGCUCCUGAAAAGCCAGUCCCAACAGUGGUGGAUCUGAAGGAACAACACCAAGAAAAUAUGAGUCUGCCCCUAUUUUGCUGCAGGAGAUAUAAGGAAGUGUUUGUUGCUGUCAUCCAAGAGCUGAUGAGCAAAGAUAAAGCAGAGGAAAAGCUGGUCAUCAUUUCUCAUUCCGACCCUUCCCAAGCUGAGCUGAGGAGCAGCAUCAAGGAGAAACUGCUGAAGCAGUUGGAUGAAGGAGGCUUUGAGAACUACAGGGAAAUAUUUCAGCAGUAUCUGAGAUUUGUUGCCCGGACUAGAAUCUUUUUCAGACUCUCAAAAAAUAAUGAAUACGCUGUCGGACUGAAAACUACCCCUUUCAAAAAGCACCGACUGACAUCAGCACCUCUAGAAGACCUGCUGGAGCCAGACAGUGAGUUUGUUGCAGUGCACUUAAAGCACUGCCGUUCUGAGCCUGUAAGACGAAGUUAUCCUGAUGGACGGACAUUUUCUCUCUUGUUCCCAGAUGGAAGUGGCCAGGUUUACUACCCGUCGGGACACGUGGCCAUUCUCAUCAUGUUUUCCAAGGAAGCCUUGUUCACCUAUUGCGUCCUGGAGGACAGCAGGUACCCAGGAAUCAGGGCUGCCUUCAGGACCCAUGGCCACGGGGUCUGCAUCCACCCUGAUGGCCAACUCUGGGCCACCCUGGACCCCUGCACUGGGAUCUGCUUGGACCAGACAGGGGCCUGCCAGAAGCGCUGGAAGUGGCAUGACUUCAGCCACCACGUUCACAGCCCUCCUUUCCAGUCCAUCACCAUGAAACUGAACAACUACAUCACCAUUAAAAUCCUGGCUCAAGAUCAAAUUGAUUUAUUGUUCACCAGCAGCAGCGAUAGCAUCCGUUUCAACGUGGGGUCCCAGCUCAAGUGGAAAGACCCAGACACAAGUCACCUACUUAAGCGGCCAGAAAGCGAAGAGGAACUCUUCCUUCAGUCUAAAAAGAUUCAGCUCAGGAGCCUGCUGUCCAAAAUACAGACAGUGUUGCAAUACUUUUGGCAACCCCUCUCUCAGUGA
Messenger RNA from Grus americana (Whooping crane), 1956 nucleotides. It is a transcript of the gene ERICH6B, whose product is annotated as glutamate rich 6B. The record is from RefSeq and is a predicted model, not a curated record. NCBI's taxonomy places the organism in Eukaryota, Metazoa, Chordata, Aves, Gruiformes, Gruidae. The transcript has 14 exons.